AUGGAGUGUCCACAUCUUGCUCAAAGCGUCCAAUUCGGCGGUAACGACGUAGAAGCGAACUGUACGAAGGAUCUACCGUUCGUCUGUGCAGUAUGUGGCACCGAGAAGAGUACAUGGCUCUGUCUGUACUGCGGAACCGUUCACUGCGGACGAUACGUGGCAGGCCAUGCAUUACAGCAUCACGAAGAAAAUACUCAACACUGCAUAUGCAUGGACUGUGAGAACCUGGCAGUAUUCUGUUAUAUAUGCGACGAGUAUGUUAUUAACGACACGACGAACGGCCAAAUCGAGAAGAUACGUCGCGUUACCUUCCCCAAGCAUGAGCACAAAGAGAACGAGGAGAACUGGAACACGUCGCCGUCUACGACGCCGUCCUCGAGGAGGGAGAAUAGCAGCGACAACGACAACGACACGGACGCCCUGUGGAAGGCGGAAGUGGUCGUGAGGAACCUCCGACCGAGGACGGCGCGAAAGAGGCUACACUCGUUGGACGGCACGAGCGGAGACAAUCGGCCGGCGACCAAGCGUAGAAGCUCGAAGAUAACCAAAGAGAAGAAGGUCGUCGGCCUAAGAAACCUCGGCAACACCUGUUUUAUGAACGUCGUGUUGCAGUCGUUCAACAAUAUCAGCCAUUUUUGCGAGUAUCUUACACAGAUGCCAAGCCUUGAGGGCAUACCGUUCGAUGAGCCACCCACUCACAGAGGGCGAAUCGUCACGCCCGGUAGGGCAAAAGAGUUCAUGAGCGACGCCCUUCUCGCUGAAGAGCUCAGGAAAGUCCUGCUUGGGCUAAACCUAGGUGGCUCAAAUGGCCAGGCAAUCUCACCUGAGUGUCUCUUCCUCGUAAUUUGGAAAGUCGUACCAAGAUUUCGGGGAUACCAACAGCAAGACGCUCACGAGUUUCUCACCUAUAUGCUGGACAGAUUGCACACGGAGUUGCUGCAACUACUGCCCAGACUUGGACACGAACCCCUCGGUCUGCGCGGCAAGCAGAGUAUCGUCACAGCCGUGUUUGGAGGCACUCUUCUUAGCGUGGUCCACUGCAUGAACUGCCGUACAGAUUCCAAGACGCACGAGCCCUUCCAGGAUCUUUCACUGGACAUACCGGACAGAUUGCAGAGACGAACGAAAGAACAGGAAGAAGUCUGCAGUCUCACAUACAGUCUGACGAGAUUCUUCAAAGUCGAAGAACUGGCCGAUAGUGAACUGUACUUCUGUGACAAUUGCAUGGGAAAGCAGAGAUCCACCAAGAGGUUCUGGAUACACAGGCUGCCUAAUGUGUUGUGCCUUCACAUUAAAAGAUUUAGGUGGUGCAAUUCCUAUCGUUCGAAGGUGGAUACACAGGUGGAUUUCCCGAUGAAAUCACUUGAUAUGUCUGCAUUUACGGUACGCGGCAUGAGUGGAACAAAAUUGGGCGCUUCGAAUAGCCACCUGUACGACUUAGCCGCCGUUAUCGUGCACCACGGUUCAGGUGCUGGAACUGGACAUUACACUGCCUUCGCUGUUCACGAUGGACAAUGGUUUCACUUUAACGAUAGCUCUGUACGACCAGCAACCACGGACGCGGUCGCCAAGUGUAAACCUUAUAUUCUGUUUUACGUGCGGAAAGAGUUCUCCAUUCCACCCCCUUUGUGACGUCGUUUCCCCAGUCAGUCCCGUCCUGAUGGUACGAGCUUCGACGACGAUGACGAUGAGCGAACGAACAAGACGUAAGCGAAUUCGAAUACGAAUUUGAACGGUACAUAUGGUAAACGGCCAAAAGGAAGAAUCAGAAGACAC
Habropoda laboriosa is the source of this 1776-nucleotide messenger RNA. RefSeq names its product ubiquitin carboxyl-terminal hydrolase 3-like. The transcript is spliced from 6 exons. Gene Ontology annotation, cellular component: cytoplasm. The record is from RefSeq and is a predicted model, not a curated record. Lineage: Eukaryota; Metazoa; Arthropoda; Insecta; Hymenoptera; Apidae. Gene Ontology annotation, biological process: protein deubiquitination. The coding region runs from base 1 to 1632 and encodes 543 amino acids. Gene Ontology annotation, molecular function: cysteine-type deubiquitinase activity; zinc ion binding.